Messenger RNA from Lactuca virosa, 702 nucleotides. The record is from the annotation of a GenBank genome assembly. NCBI's taxonomy places the organism in Eukaryota, Viridiplantae, Streptophyta, Magnoliopsida, Asterales, Asteraceae.
AUUCAAGUGAUAUCAUUUUGGCUCUUCAAUUAUUUGAAACCUUCAAUGGCUUUCGUCAUGUCAUUUCUUUUUUCAUCAUUUUCUUUACCAACUAGAAGAUGUACAUAUGACGUGUUCCUAAGCUUUAGAGGCGAAGACACUCGCAACAACUUUGUAGAUCAUCUUUAUUCGGCUCUAAUUCAAAAAGGAAUACAUGCCUUCAGAGACGACAAGGCGCUAGAUAAAGGAAAACGGAUCUCUCCGGAGCUGCUGAAAGCCAUUGAAGAAUCGAGGUUUGUAGUGGUUGUUUUCUCUAAAAACUAUGCGCACUCUACAUGGUGUUUGGAUGAACUUGUCAAAAUCAUGGAAUGCCAAGAUCGGGUGGGGCAGAAGGUGUUUCCGGUUUUGUAUCACGUAGACCCAUCCCAUGUGCGUGGGCAGAAAGGAGACUUUGAUAUUGCCUUUCAGGGACACGAGAAGAAGUUUAGGGGAGAGUUGAACAAAGUGAACAACUGGAGGAAAGCCUUAGUCGCAGCAUCCGAUUUAUCUGGCUGGCAUGUCUCGGUCGGCAAUGGGGGAGAAUCCACCAUCAUCACCGAGAUUGCUGAAAAGAUCUCGAGCGACAAACAACCUCGUAAUGGAGAGAAAAAUUUAAGAGGACGCUUGAUGCGCAAAUUGUUAUGCAGGAUUUGGAAUUUGAAGGAAUAGAAGUUUGUCACACGU